AUGCCAACACUUACGAAUCAAACCGCUAUUCCUAGCGUUACUGCCCUACGGGCACAGCUCGGCUACGGCGAUGCAAAGAAAGAGAUGUUCACCAAAUUUAGGAACGCCAUGGCAUCCUCUCGAGACGUCUUCGUGAGUGAUGGAGGACUUAAUGGUAAAGAUCUCAUUGACUGGAAAUCUCGUGACCAACAGAACGCGCUGUCGAAGAUGGUUCAAUCCUUCCUAGACCGUGACGGGAAUCCACAAAGGUUUUGGCCAGAUGAUGGUGCACUUGAUACCACAAAGCUCAGAUUUUCAACGGAUCAGAAUAGAAUCAAGGACAUUUUGCGACAACUCUUUUGGCGACUCAAUCUUCAAGACCAUCGCAACAACAAAAGUCGGAACCCACUGAGUAAAGGAAAUGACGUAGGCAAGGGACUUGAAUCCGGGCUCCAUCGUAGUGACCCCAUAGACGUGGAGAGCCACGAGGGUGAAAAACCGCCCGGUCUGAGAUCGGCCAGAGAGCGAAGUCACACCUUGAGAGCGGAUCCAGUUGACGAGGGCCCGAAUGAGUCAGAACUUGCCGAUGAUGCCUCUAGUCAUUCGGUCAUCUCAAGAGAUACGUAUCUGGUACCACAGAACCCUGAUCUCAGUGCUCAGGCUCCAGUUCAGCUUGCGCCAUUUGCAGAGAUGACACCGUCGACAAAAAGAGCAAGAGAAGUUGACUCGUCGUCCGCGCGCUCUGAAUCGUCUGCAAAACGAGGUCGCACAUCAUCGACACAGGUUGCCAAUCGCUCAUCGACUAGACAACGAAAGCCGCGAAGAGAGCCGGAGUGGGCUACACCGGAGCAGUACUGGGCCGCCGGAGAGUCUCCAGAGUGUCCAUCAAGCCUGGAGUCUACUGGAAAUAACCCGGGUGUUUCAGAUGGUGCUACUGUUGCAACAGCCACGUCUUCGGUUCGGCCAACUGUUGAGUAUGCACCGCAAGAGGACCCCGUCAACGAUUUCAUCGAUGAGUGGACCAUGCAACAGAACGCCGACACAGAGGUCAUCCUGACGACCACACAUGUUCCCAAGAAUCUCGCAAUGUCUCCCAAUACGACUAGGAAAGGAGAGGCGGCUGAGAAACCGAACAUGGCAUCAGAGUUCUUAAGCGUGCAUCCUUCUACUAGGACUCUUAUGUCCGAACCCGUUGUCCCUGAAGAAACAGCCGCCAAAGCCGGCCCUCAACACAGCGACAAUGUUGAAUUGAACAACGUCGACCCGAAAACUGUUGUUGCGCAGCCCAAAUUUACCUACACAAUUAUGACACACUAUCCGAAAUACAGAGAGCGACACUGGAAGCCAAAAAGAGGUUUCGGGCAAAAGACGCUUUCUGAACUACUGACUGAGUUUCCAGCAUGGGUACAGGUGUCUGACGUGGAGUCACUGCAAUUCCUCAUGGAGACCUCAAAUACAGAGGUAGAGAAUGUCAUAGAACUAGGACAAGAGAAGCAGUUCGAGGAGAUGAAGGCGAAGUUUGAAAAGGCCAUUCGUAUGGAAAUCGCCAGGGCAGCGAACAGCGGCCAAGUACCAGUGAAAAUCAGCAUAGACGUGCGGACCGGGAGAGACCCACAAGAGGAGGAGAUGGACAUUGAAAACAUCAGGUUCUCAUGGUUCUGA
Molecule: messenger RNA, 1641 nt
Organism: Colletotrichum siamense
Lineage: Eukaryota; Fungi; Ascomycota; Sordariomycetes; Glomerellales; Glomerellaceae
Exons: 4
Coding region: 1-1641 (546 amino acids)
Source: RefSeq, a predicted model, not a curated record